AUGAUGCAUGAUGCUUCAUUUCUAAACCAGUUCCAUGAGGGAACGGUCGAGUUCCAGAACCAUAUUCUAAUUUUUAUACUUUUCUACAAUUUUUUAUUCUUGAAUUCAGGAAACACGCCCGACGUGUUACCGUGUGCAACGUCAGGUACCACGACGGCUGCGUCAACGUCCUCAUCCGUCGUUACGACGGAAAUCCCGUCGACGAAUUCUGAUCCAGAUAGCCAUGGUUACACUGACACUCAAAAUGAGUGGCGACCACCAUAUCCAAGAUUGGUGGCUUUUCAUGAUGUUUUAUCCUUAGCGGCAGGCUGGUCUUUAGGUCUUCAUCCAACCUGUUUUGAUGACAAACCUACAGGUGCUAGCCAAGCACAAUCUCCAUGCGAAGAUGAUUGUGGGGACGGUAAAUGCAAUGAGCUACUAGCUAGUUGUCCUGCAUUCAGGAAUGAGCUAGGUUGGGAGCCAACUAGGCGGAUAGCUCUUAGUCGCUAUACUAGCGAUGGACCUGUCGAAGCUCACGAAUGUGAAACAUGGAUGCGAGAGCAUUCUGCAGCAGAGGCUGGAAUUUUAGAAGAUGUAUCCAAUGUGUAUCUAGGGGGGCGACUAUGCGCGGCUAGACAGCCUAAAACGGUCAUAGAACCCCAAGAUAUAGGUUCAUAUUAUUAUCGACAUUGUUUUUCCGGCAGGACUCAUGUUGAAUAUUUCGGUUCCGAUGAAGAAAUGGGGCCAAUAGCGAUCAGUAUGGUUCGCGAAACAAGUGAACGUAAUAAGGAGCAAUCAGCUAUUUAUCGGAUGAUUGUUAGAAUUAGUGAUUCGCGAACAAUGCGAGUUGCCGUUCCAGAAGAGGCUCUGUCUGACUCUAGUGAUCGUGGGAAUCGUCCAAUCAUGAGAGAAUUAUUAGAACUGGUUUGUCCUCAAAUCAGCUUCAGUAUACUGCGUCCAUCCAUCCAAUCAUCACGAGUUGAGGAAAUUCUAAUGAAGAUUGAUGAACAACCAAUUUAUACUCGUUAUAAAGUUGGCGUAAUGCUAUGCAAAGCUGAUCAGAGUACAGAAGAACAAAUGUAUAAUAAUGAGAGCUCAUCUCCUGCCUUCGACGAGUUUCUAGAUUUUCUCGGUUCGCGUGUUAAGCUGAAAGGUUUUGACCAGUACAAGGGAGGACUUGAUACUCGUGGUGAUACAACUGGAACUCAUUCAAUUUAUUGUGAACACCAAGCUCAUGAAAUCAUGUUUCAUGUGUCUACUCUUCUACCAUUCACGCCGAGUAAUAAGCAACAAUUGCCCCGGAAGCGCCAUAUCGGUAACGACAUGGUGACAAUCAUUUUCCAAGAGCCUGGAGCUCUUCCUUUUUCCCCGAUGACUGUUCGAAGUCAUUUCCAACAUGUAUUUAUAAUUGUACGUGUACAUAAUGCGUGUACUGAUAAUACUACUUACAGUGUGGCAGUUUCAAGAUCGAAAGAAGUACCAGCAUUCGGGCCUCCGGUACCCCAAGGUGCAACAUUCAGCAAAUGUGCUGAAUUUCAUGAUUGGCUGCUUACGAAAAUUAUUAACGCAGAGAAUGCAGUUCAUCGCUCUAAGAAGUUCGCAACAAUGGCAGCGCGGACUCGACGAGAAGCAUUAAGGGAUUUAUGUGAAAACUAUGUCGGCCCUCAUCAGAAUGAAGGACCGAGUCGAAUAGCUAGUCGGUUUCUGGGUGGGAGUGUCAAAAGAAGGGAAAGGCAUAAUCCAAAACCUGAUAUAGCUAAUAUGAGGGGUGCUUUAUCGUGGUUAGUUGAUGUUCAUGAUCAUUCACUUAAUCAGAGAAUAAAUUGCGUCCUCGGACUGUCACAAGAUGCUUUGAUUUUGUUGGAGCGACCCUCAGGAACCGUCUUAUUUAUAACUCCAACUCAUUCAGUGAUUGGAUGGGCAGUCACAGACUUCGGGCAUGGUCUGAAAAUCUAUUACGACCAUGGAGAAAUGCUGUUACUACGAUGCUGCACAGAGACUGGUACUGAUGUUGAACAAAAUGGGUUGAUAUGCAGACUCCAAUCAGUAACCAAAGGAGAUGAGGCGAAAGAAGUUAUUUUGAGACGACCACGUCUAAACGAUACGUGGGGAUUCCAUGUCCAGGAAGAAGGGGUUGUAACUGAUGUGGAGAUGUAUCAGACAGCUUGGAAAGCCGGUAUUCGCCAAGGCAGUAGGAUAGUUGAAAUCGAAAGUUUUUCUGUUAGCACCUUAACAUUAGAUCGGAUUAGUCAAAUGUUAUCAGAGAGUGAACAUUUACGUCUACUUCUGAUAUCACCCGCAUCGGAUGGAUCCCCAAGGCGAGGUUGUGAAGACCCCCAUUGUCCUGCAGUACGUGGGACUAUAGACGAGAUGUUGACACCUGAUGCGUUUGUUCGCCAGCCUACACUAAUUGAUAAGUAUCAAUCGAUGUUCCGAACGAGGAAUCAAGACUACGCAAGUUCAUCAACAAGCAGUCCUGCCAGCUCGUUCGAUGAGCGUACUUUCACAUUUGGAACUCGACGAACAGAUGGUACAGGAAGAGCUAACAGCUCAGGAUCAGCUUCCGUUUUGCACAAAGCAUGUCCUACCAGCCGCAAACCUCAGAGCACAUCUGUACAUGAGCAAAUGUGCAUGUUGUUGAACACACCAAAGUCACUUAAUCGAGCACAAUCAGAUGAGCAUUUGCGGUCGCCAUUAGCAGAAGAAGCGAAAAAAGCUCCUUUAUCUGCUCGAGAAUCCACGAAUGAUUCAGAAGUCAGCGAUAUGAUUAAAUGUCAGGUUCAUAUGGAACACAUGUUACAAGAGAAACGGGCUAUGGACUUAUUAAUUCAACAGCUAAGAAAGCAAUUACAUCAAGAAAGACAAGCGCAUGAUAAUACCAGAAGAGAGUUAGAAAGACUUAGAAUAACUCUUGAAAAGCGCUGA
This is a messenger RNA of Auanema sp. JU1783, 2904 nucleotides long. Lineage: Eukaryota; Metazoa; Nematoda; Chromadorea; Rhabditida; Rhabditidae. The record is from the annotation of a GenBank genome assembly.